AAAGCGCCAUGGCCGAGGCGGCUCCGGCGGAGUGUCCAGAGUGGGGCUCGGCGGCCCCCGUGGUGUCCUCCGUGGCCCAGCUCCCGGCGGCCGAGAUCUCCCUGCUGGCCGUGGUGGCCGCCGUGCAGGCCGUGGAGCGCAAAGUGGAGGCCCAGGCGGCCCGGCUGCUGAGCCUGGAGGGCCGGGCGGGCUCGGCCGAGAAGAAGCUGGCCGACUGCGAGCGGACGGCGGCCGAGUUCGGGAGCCGGCUGGAGGGCAAGUGGGCCGUGCUGGAGACGCUGCUGCAGGAGUACGGGCUCCUGCAGAGGAGGCUGGAGAACAUGGAGAACCUGCUCAGGAACAGGAACUUCUGGAUCCUCCGCCUCCCCCCGGCCACCAACGGCGAGGUCCCCAAGGUGCCGGUGAUCAUCGACGACGUGGCCGUCUACUUCUCGGAGCAGGAGUGGGGGAACCUGGACCAGGGGCAGAAGGAGCUCUACAAGAACGUCAUGAAGGGCAACUACGAGACGCUGGUCUCGCUGGACUACGCCAUCUCCAAACCGGAUCUCCUGACCCAGAUGGAGCGAGGGGAGGAGCCGUGUGGUCGGGAUCAGUCCGGUGCAGUGGAAGCGGGGAUUCCUCCGCACCCUGCCGCUGAAAUGGAAUCCCCCACGACCCCACCCGUUGGCUUGCCCUGGAUUAAGCAGGAGGAUGAGUCUUGUGGCAAGGGCCAGCAGCAGAGCCCUGGGAAGAGAGAAAUCUCCACCGACCUCUGCACAGCGGAUGAUUGGCUGAUGAGCAAGGAGAAGGAGAAGAGCACGGAAGUGGGGCAGGAGAGCCCGGCCUGGCCGCCUCCGGGCAAGGCCCAGGGGCGCCUCUGCCAGGGUGCGGAGACGGGGGCGGACCGGGGGGCCUGCGAGAGCCCGGCCCGCCCGGCGGCGGCGGCGGCGGCGGCGGCGAGGAAGGCCGGCCCUUGGGAGGGGGACUCGGGCGCCCCGCUGACCGGGCCCCGCCGACCGGGGCCGCCCGCGGCCCAGAAACCGUACCCCUGCGGCGAGUGCGGCAAGAGCUUCACCCGCAAAGAGCACUGCGCCCAGCAUCAGCGGGUCCACAGUGGUGAGCGGCCCUUCGCCUGCAGCCAGUGCCCCAAGAGCUUCGCCCAGCAGGCCAACCUGACCAGCCACGCCCGCGUGCACACGGGCGAGCGGGCCUACACCUGCGCCCAGUGCGGCAAGAGUUUCAUCCACCAGUCCACGCUCACCACCCACUACCGCACCCACACUGGCGAGAAGCCUUACCCGUGCGCCGAGUGCGAGAAGCGCUUCAGCCGCCUGUCCACCCUCCUGGAGCACCGGCGCACCCACACCGGGGAAAAACCAUAUCAGUGCGCCGAGUGCGAGCGGCGCUUCAGCCGCCUGUCCACCCUGGUGGAGCACCGGCGCACUCACACGGGCGAGAAGCCCUACCAGUGCGCCGAGUGUGAGAAGCGCUUCACCCGGCUGGCCAACCUGACCGUGCACCAGAACACCCACGCGGGGGAACGCGCCUACAAGUGUGCCGAGUGCGGGAAGCGCUUCGCCCAGAAGCCCGGCUUCCUGCGGCAUCUACGCGGCCACACGCAGGAGAAGCUGCACCCCUGCGCCCAGUGCGGCAAGAGCUUCGUCUGCCGCUCCUGGCUUGUCCGGCACCAGCUGGUCCACGCCGGGGAGCGGCCCCGCCCCUGUGCCGACUGCGAGAGGGGCUGCCCGCCGCCGGGAGACCCCCCACCCGGCCCCGCCGGGGACGGGCCCGGCGGCCCGGAGCGGCUCCGGCCCCCGGAGGGCCCGACGGGGAGCCGCCGGCGGAAGCAGCCCUCGGGGGCCCCCGAGGGCCUCCGGACUCCAUGGGAGAGGGCGCCCUGCCUGACCAGCGCCCAGAAAAGACCCCACCUGGCCUCCUGGCCCCGGCGCAACGGGGCGGCCAGCGUGCCCAAAGGUGACCGGAGCGGGCCGGGGGUCUGGCCCGAUUGGACGUUCCCACCCCUGUACAAAAACCCUGGAUUCGCCCUGGGGCUGAACGAGAAUCUUCUCUUGGGCCGGGGUGCCCUCCACCUGGUCAUUUCUGCCUAUGAGCCCCUGAGCCGACCCCAUCGGCUUCCCCGAGGCCUCGCGGGACCACGGGAGUACCUGGAUUUGACCCAGAGGCCUUCUGAUCUGCAGUCAAGCGCCUGA
This is a messenger RNA of Tachyglossus aculeatus (Australian echidna), 2189 nucleotides long. Its product is annotated as zinc finger protein 777-like. Gene Ontology annotation, molecular function: DNA-binding transcription repressor activity, RNA polymerase II-specific. The transcript has 11 exons. The coding region runs from base 9 to 2189 and encodes 726 amino acids. Lineage: Eukaryota; Metazoa; Chordata; Mammalia; Monotremata; Tachyglossidae. The record is from RefSeq and is a predicted model, not a curated record. Gene Ontology annotation, biological process: negative regulation of transcription by RNA polymerase II.